Molecule: messenger RNA, 4045 nt
Organism: Plutella xylostella (diamondback moth)
Lineage: Eukaryota; Metazoa; Arthropoda; Insecta; Lepidoptera; Plutellidae
Gene: tst
Product: superkiller complex helicase subunit twister
Biological process (GO): nuclear-transcribed mRNA catabolic process, 3'-5' exonucleolytic nonsense-mediated decay
Cellular component (GO): Ski complex
Molecular function (GO): ATP binding; RNA helicase activity; RNA binding
Source: RefSeq, a predicted model, not a curated record
AACGCCAGACACGCCAUUAAUCUGUGGACUAAGCUGUCACUGUCAAGUGUAUUGAUGUGUCACUCAAGUUGACAACUUUGACACUUUGUGCUUAUUUUGGUAAACAAAAAAAUAACCUCAACUCAACGUAAGAUUAUUUUGCAUUUUAUUGCAAAUAAUACCUAACCAUAUUAUUCAUUUUCAGUUGCCUGCGUAUUUGCUCCAGGAAUGUCUGGUGAAAGUGAAGAAGACUUUAAACUACCACCUAUAUUCGAUGACUUGAACGAAAGAGUAAAAGAAUAUCUAUUGAAGCCGGAGAACUUAUCUAUCCACAAAUGGGAGAGAUCGCAGACUCACUGGCCCCGGGAGAUCAACAUAGAUUCCUUGUUGGAAACUGAUGACAAUCAAACUGAUCCUGAUACAACUCUUGAGGUAGUAAGACACCCAAUAACAGGUGAAAUUAUUGGGCUAGAAGAGAUACAGUUGCCCCUAGAUGAAGAUGAAGAGACCCUGUCCAUGUCACGGGCACCGCUGCCUCCGAGCCAGGCCACCCGUGGCUCCACCACACAGAUGCCGUUCCUCCCUGCAGGGUUCGAGGAAGAGCAACAGAAGAUUCUGGAUCAGAUCACACAGUAUGGGGAGAUAGACUUUAAUUUGGAAGAUGAUGAGCCUGGGAAAUUUUUGGGAGAAGAACUGUUGAUGGUACCUCCUGGAUGCCAGGGCGGGGUGAUAUUUGCAGAGGAUGGCUACACGGUCCUCAACAGUGAGGGUGGUGAAAACAAAGAACAGGUGGAAAAGGUCGAUGGUAUUGACUUACAGUCGAAAAUAAACUUAGAAGAGGUGGUUGAUAACAAUGCCUAUUUAGUAGGUCUUUGGAGAGAUGAAGAUGACUCGCAAUCAAAGGUUCCAGAACUAACCAAAAAGGUCCAACAACUGACAACCUCUGAUGACGACGACGGCCUCCUUGCUACCACGGCCAUCCAGCCAGCAGUGCAGUUGCCAGAACUCCCAGUCCUCAACAUAACUGGAUCAAAUAUAAGAAGAGGAGCAACCGCCACUGAAUGGGCAGAAAUGAUAGAUGUUUCCUUGCCUGUUCCUGAGUUUAGAGAAAAAAUUAAAGACAUGGCUCAUUCUUAUCCUUUCGAGCUUGAUAAUUUCCAGAAGCAGGCUAUUCUAAAGCUGGAAGAAGGUCACCAUGUGUUCGUGGCGGCUCACACUUCGGCCGGCAAGACUGUGGUCGCGGAGUAUGCCAUUGCCAUGUCCAGACGAAACUGCACACGAGCAAUCUACACCUCCCCCAUAAAGGCGUUAUCGAAUCAGAAGUACAAUGACUUCUCAAAGAUGUUCGGCGAAGUCGGUCUGUUGACCGGAGACCUGCAGAUCAACUCCACAGCGCCGUGCCUCGUGAUGACCACGGAGAUAUUGAAGUCUAUGCUGUACUGUGGCUCGGAUGUUACCAGGGAUUUAGAGUUCGUCAUCUUCGAUGAAGUGCACUAUAUUAAUAAUGCUGAUCGAGGCCACGUCUGGGAAGAAGUGCUCAUUCUUCUGCCAGCACACGUCAGCAUCGUGAUGUUGAGCGCGACUGUCCCGAACACGCUGCAGUUUGCGGACUGGGUCGGAAGGACCAAGAAGAGGAAGGUGUAUGUGGUGUCCACGGCGAAGCGACCCGUGCCGCUUUGCCACUAUCUUUAUACGGGUUCCGGUGGUAAAUCCAAGAACGAGAGGUUCUUGGUGGUCGACCAGGACGGCAAGUUCCAGCCGCGCGGCUACAACGACGCCGUCGCCGCCAAGAAGGCACGAGAAAACGACUUCAAGAAGAACUUCGGAACUAAAGGUGUCAAGCAACAUUUGAAACCGAAAGCAGAACAAACUAUGUGGGUGGCGUUGAUAGACCACUUGAAAACAAAUGACAAACUGCCAGUGGUGGCCUUCACAUUAUCAAGAAAUAGAUGCGAUCAAAACGCCGAGAACCUGAUGUCGACCGACCUCACGACCGCUCGGGAGAAGAGCCACAUUCAUACAUUCUUCCAGAAGUGUCUGCAGCGGCUGAAACCACCAGAUAGGCAACUGCCUCAGGUGGUUCGUCUGCAAAGGGUCCUGACAAACGGUAUCGGAGUGCAUCACAGUGGCAUCUUGCCAUUGCUGAAAGAGAUCGUCGAAAUGCUGUUCCAAUCUGGACAUGUGAAGAUACUGUUCGCCACUGAAACGUUUGCGAUGGGCGUGAACAUGCCGGCGCGCACGGUGGUGUUCGACGAGAUCCGCAAGUUCGACGGGCUGGAGAACCGGAUAUUGGCACCCGCCGAGUACAUACAGAUGGCUGGAAGAGCUGGACGGAGAGGUCUAGACGCGACGGGCACGGUGAUAGUCCUGUGCAAGGACGGCGUGCCCGAGCUGCGCGACCUCACCGGCAUGAUGCUGGGCACGCCGCAGGAACUGUCCUCGCAGUUCAGACUCACUUACGCUAUGAUACUGAGUCUGCUCAGGGUCGCCACAGUAUCCGUCGAAGGCAUGAUGCAGAGAUCGUUCAGAGAAUUCGGCGAAACGAAAAUGGCGGAGGACUACAAGAAGAAACUCGAAUUGGCCGAAAAGGAAUACACCGAAAAGUGUAGCACACCUCUAGCGGGGCACUUGGCACCUCUAGCUACGUUCUACGACACUGCCGCAGAGUACAUGGAUGUUUUGAACGAUAUUACGCCGAUUUUGUUCGAUUCGCCGAAGGUGGCCGAAGAAUUUGUUCCUGGAAAGAUUCUUAUAGUGUCCGUGGGGGCGUUUAUCAACCAGUUGGCUGUGUUCUUAAAUAAGAGUGGCUCCAAGCAAACGCCCUACAAAGUCCUGUUGCUAAACACGGCGAAGAAAGACCAAGAGACUGUGAAAUACAAUUUCCCCCUCGACGACAACUGGUACAGAAUGCUGAGCUUCUCUUCACUCUAUGAUGGGAUAGGCACGGAGGAGAGCACCAUGGAUCACACCAUUAUGUGUAUAUCGCCGAAGCAUAUUAUAGCUAUUACGAAAACUACGCUAAAGAUUGAUGUUAACAUGGUCAUUAGCGAUUGGGAUAAACGGCAGAUACCAAGAUUCGCGGACUCGGAAGUGGGCGCGACGUGCGCGCGUUGCGUGCAAGAGCUAGCUCGUCUGUCGCACGCCGUGAAGACGCGAGCCACGACGCUCGAGCGAGUGCCCAUGACUAAGGCACUGAAGAUCACUAGCGGAGAGAUCCUGGGACUGCUGGACAGGAUGGAUAGACUUGCUAAUGAACUAGAAACCCUGAAGAAGAGCACAGAAAUAGCGAACUUCCGUUCAGAGUUUGCGAUCGUCUACGAACGCAAGCAGACCGAACGAAUGCGGGACAUGUACAGAAAGCGGCUUUCCUUCAAAAAUCUGGCUCUAUACCCAGACUACCAACGACGACUGAUGGUGUUACGUGAACUUAACUACAUAGACGAGCAUGACAGUGUGAUCCUCAAAGGCAGAGUGGCCUGUGGUAUGGGGACGAAUGAGUUGAUCAUAUCAGAGUUGGUGUUCAGAAACGUGUUUACGGAUAAGACGCCGGCUGAGAUCGCCGCGUUGCUCAGUUGUUUCGUGUUCCAAGCGAGAACGCAGAUUGAGCCGAAAUUGACGGAUAAGUUGCAGGAAGGAGUGAAGGCGAUAGAGGCGAUCGAUAAUGAAUUGGCUGCGAUUGAAUCUAAGCAUUUGGUGGGUCAAUUCGAGGGCCAACCCGACCGGCUCAACUUCGGCCUCGUGCGAGCAGUGUACGAGUGGGCGCUCGAGAAGCCGUUUGCAGAGAUCAUGCACCUCACUGAUGUGCAGGAGGGCAUUAUUGUCAGGUGCAUACAGCAGCUGCAUGAGGUACUUAUCGAUGUGAAGGACGCAGCUGUGUGCAUUGGAGACCCGAAACUCCAAACGAAAAUGCUAGAAGCUUCAACAGUUAUCAAGAGGGAUAUUGUGUUUGCCGCUAGCUUGUACAUAACGCAACGAGAGCUCAAUGCAUCGUAAAAUAUUGAUCUCUGUUUUAUCAUUUUAUUGUGAAUAUUUUUACUUUUAGGCAAUAAAUCUUUUUAUUGUUUUA